AUUUUAGAAGAUAAUAGUAUAGCUUUAACACCAGAAUUAAGAGAUCUUACGCAAAAUCGGCAAUUUUGGGCAAACGUAGAAGUUUUAGCAAAAAUAUUACUACCUGCCAAAAAUGCUGUUAAAAUAAUUGAAUCAAAGUCUACAACAACUGCUAAU
Molecule: messenger RNA, 156 nt
Organism: Dentiscutata heterogama
Lineage: Eukaryota; Fungi; Glomeromycota; Glomeromycetes; Diversisporales; Gigasporaceae
Source: the annotation of a GenBank genome assembly